Messenger RNA from Rhincodon typus (whale shark), 1566 nucleotides. RefSeq names its product casein kinase 2, beta polypeptide. Gene Ontology annotation, molecular function: protein kinase regulator activity. Bases 126 to 692 code for a protein of 188 amino acids. The transcript is spliced from 7 exons. Gene Ontology annotation, cellular component: cytoplasm; protein kinase CK2 complex. Lineage: Eukaryota; Metazoa; Chordata; Chondrichthyes; Orectolobiformes; Rhincodontidae. The record is from RefSeq and is a predicted model, not a curated record.
CCCCUUCCGCCCCCAUUCCAGGGAAGUCGGGCCACGUUUGAUGGUGUCUCACCUCCCCUUCCUCCUCAGAUCAACUAAAAUACCGCACACGGCCUACAGACUUCCGAGCCAGAGAGGAUACGAAGAUGAGCAGCUCGGAGGAAGUGUCGUGGAUCUCCUGGUUCUGUGGACUGCGAGGCAAUGAGUUCUUCUGUGAGGUUGAUGAAGAUUAUAUUCAGGACAAGUUCAAUCUGACCGGCCUGAAUGAGCAGGUGCCCCAUUACCGCCAAGCGUUGGAUAUGAUUCUGGACCUUGAGCCCGAUGAGGAGCUGGAAGACAAUCCAAACCAAAGCGACCUUAUCGAGCAGGCUGCCGAGAUGCUGUAUGGACUGAUCCACGCUCGCUAUAUCCUCACCAACCGAGGGAUUGCUCAGAUGCUUGAGAAAUACCAGCAGGGAGACUUUGGCUACUGCCCUCGAGUGUACUGUGAGAACCAGCCCAUGCUUCCUAUUGGUCUGUCUGAUAUCCCCGGUGAGGCAAUGGUCAAGCUGUACUGUCCCAAGUGCAUGGACGUUUACACACCAAAGUCCUCGCGACAUCACCACACGGAUGGAGCUUAUUUUGGGACAGGCUUCCCCCACAUGCUGUUCAUGGUGCAUCCAGAGUACAGACCCAAGAGGCCAGCUAACCAGUUUGUUCCCAGGCUAAUCUGAUGGUCCUCAACUCCCCUUUCCUGCCUCCGCCCCAUCGCCAUUGAUUCCGUUACUGAUUUUAACAAUCUGCGUCAGUCUACAAUUAACAACCCAGCCUCGACAGUCCUCUGCAGUGAUGAAUCCCACACAUCUUCCCAUAUCAUAUUCAGUUGGUAAGAUUUUGUUCACUCAUUUAACGCCGUCUGUAUCCCUCUGGUAGAUUUGUGUCGUACUCAACGACUGCUUAACCAGCUAUUUCAUCAGCAAACACAGCUAUAGUGCAUUCACCUCCCUCCUACAUCGUAAAUAAUUGUGGCCCUAACACUGAUCCCUGUGGCACACCACCAGGUUACCAGCCUGGAAAUGCUCCCCUUUAUUCCUACUCUGUCUUCCAUUAGUUAGCCAAUCCUUUUUUUCAUGUUAAUAACCAGCCUGCAACACCACAGGCUCUUGGCUCACUAGGCUAAAUGUAUGUGUUAUCAAAAAGCCUUUUGGAAAUCAAGUACGCUACAUCUCCUGGCUCCCCUUUACCUAUCCUGCUGGUUUCAUGCUCAAAGACCUGUAAUCAGCUUGUCUCGGGCACUAUUUCCCCUCAUGAAGCCAUGUUGAUUCUGCUUAUAAUUUUAUAGUUCCAAAUGCUCGGUUAUUACACCCUCUAAAGGAGACUGACUUUUUCCCAUUGAUUGUAUGCUUAUGUGGCUUUUAAUUAUCUGUUUAUUUUGGCUCCCUUAAGUAAAAGUGUUAGACUAGCAGUUUUCCAUUCCUGCCUUUAAGGAUUCCUGGAAGACAAUGACUAAUGUAGCACUGUUUCUUUAAAUUCCUAGGAUGCAUCCCAUCAGGUCCAGGGGACUUUCAGUCUUUGGCCCCAAUUUUUUUUCCUCUAGUGAUUGUUACU